Messenger RNA from Macrosteles quadrilineatus (aster leafhopper), 4294 nucleotides. RefSeq names its product segment polarity protein dishevelled homolog DVL-3 (gene dsh). Gene Ontology annotation, molecular function: frizzled binding. The record is from RefSeq and is a predicted model, not a curated record. The coding region runs from base 74 to 2143 and encodes 689 amino acids. The transcript has 15 exons. NCBI's taxonomy places the organism in Eukaryota, Metazoa, Arthropoda, Insecta, Hemiptera, Cicadellidae. Gene Ontology annotation, cellular component: cytosol. Gene Ontology annotation, biological process: intracellular signal transduction; canonical Wnt signaling pathway.
UUGUAUAUUUAGUCCGUGUUCAUUAAGUGUCACAUUUUACAUUUGUAAUUAAAUGUAGUUUUCGUGUGUUAUCAUGGAAGAAACUAAAGUUAUCUAUCAUAUUGACGAAGAAGAAACUCCUUAUUUAGUUAAACUGCCAAUCGCUCCUGAGAGAGUCACUUUGGCGGACUUCAAAAAUGUCCUCAAUAGACCGAACUACAAGUAUUUCUUCAAGUCAAUGGACGAUGAUUUUGGGGUGGUGAAAGAAGAAAUAAUAGAUGAUGACGCCCAUCUACCAUGCUUUAAUGGCAGGGUUGUGUCUUGGCUUGUUUCAGCAGAGGGAAGUAAUGUUUCUGAUGGUACAUCGCAGUGCACUGAGAGUGCGGGACAUUCCGACGGUAAAAACCAACCUGAAAGAGCCGCUGAGCCACCUCCAAUCAACGCAACUCACACAGUUCGCACAAACACAGAUGACCUAACAUGUACGGAAACUGAAUCCAUCAUAAGUUCACGACCUGGUGGUCAUCACAAUAUACACAAGGAGGCCCGUCCCCAUGUCGACAAGUACGAGAAGUACCAUAAAUAUAAUGGUAUCCGGAUCAACGGCCACGGCAAGAUGCGCAGCAUGCCGGGUGGUCACGGCUAUGAGAGUUCGUCCAUGUUGAGCUCUGAUCUGGAGACAACAAGUUUCCUGGAGUCCGAAGACGACGCUUCAAGUCAUAUCACUACCACCACCGGCCGCGCAACCAAUCUCUCCAUUGAUAGAAUGGACUCAAGCAGCAUGGUAUCCCGGUCACGUCGCAGGCCUCAGCGGCGACGUAGACAUCGUCAGCCACUAGCCAUGUCUCGUACUUCCUCCUUCUCCUCCAUCACCGACUCCACGAUGAGCCUGAACAUCAUCACGGUGACUCUUAACAUGGACACAGUCAACUUCCUGGGCAUCAGCAUUGUCGGCCAGAGCAACAAGGGUGGGGAUGGCGGAAUCUACGUUGGCUCCAUCAUGAAAGGAGGUGCAGUUGCGCUGGAUGGAAGGAUAGAGCCGGGAGAUAUGAUACUGCAGGUGAAUGACAUCAACUUUGAGAACAUGUCCAACGAUGAGGCAGUCAGGGUGCUGCGAGAAGUUGUACAAAAACCAGGACCCAUCAAGCUGGUCGUGGCCAAGUGUUGGGAUGCCAACCCCAAGGGCUACUUUACCAUCCCCAGAACUGAACCCGUCAGACCCAUUGACCCAGGAGCAUGGGUUGCCCACACUGCUGCCAUCAGGGGUGAAACUUUCCCUCUGAGGCCUCCGUCAGUGACAACUCUGACUUCCACUAGUUCUUCCAUCACCUCCAGUCUCCCAGACACAGAGAAGCCCUUUGACGAGCUACACCUGACGGUCAACACUGACAUGGCCACCAUUGUGAGAGCGAUGGCUAGACCAGACUCUGGCCUAGAGAUACGUGACAGAAUGUGGCUCAAGAUCACGAUACCCAACGCGUUUAUCGGUGCUGAUGUAGUGGACUGGCUAGACACACACGUAGAAGGGUUUGUAGACCGCAGAGAUGCUCGGAAGUACGCCUCUCAGAUGCUCAAAGCUGGUUACAUCCGUCACACGGUCAACAAGAUCAACUUCUCCGAGCAGUGCUACUACAUCUUCGGUGAACUGCUCACCACAGGUUCAGAAUAUACAGCUCUCGAAGCCAUGUCGUCACUCAAGCUGGACGACUGUGUGAGUGUAGACAGAGACACUGUAGGUCCUCUGCCCCACCCUGGCUGGCCAGCUCAGAUGCCGUACAGUGGCACCUACAUGCCACACACUCACGCUCCCAUGCCUUUCAACUACACUACGGAGACACCCCUCUAUGGCUUUAACAGGGAUGAAAGCUUACACAGUGGAUCAGGAAGCAGCAACGGGUCGCAGCACUCGCGAGUGUGCGCACCAGCCACACACAAGAGUGGGGGUAGCUCUGCCAGCGAGAGUGGAGUGGACAUACCUCACAAGACCAACCACAACCCCCACAGUCGUAGCGGAGGCAGUAGGAGCAGCGGGUCCUCUGUUGCUACAGCGACCACCUCACCCCAGCCUCCCCCACCUCACCCCCCUGCCCCCACCACUGCAGACAACGACCUCUCCGCCAGCCGACAGUCCUUCCGCAUGGCCAUGGGCAACCCCUCCAGCUGACUGAGAAGGGAUUGAGUUUAUACGUAUGUAUACGACCAACCAGACUCUCUGCGUUAAUGUUACGGCUUUCUCUCGUUUAAGCUGUUGAUUGCUCAUAUUGAAAUGUUUUUCAAACGUCUCUUAAAAUUCCAUGUUUUUAUAGAGCGUAAAGAAGUAAUUUUUUGUAAAUGUACAAUUUGUUUAGUUCGCCAUUUUCUGCUGCUACAAUUUUUCCAAUGUUUUCUAGAUAUUACACUACGUGGUAUGUGUACCCUCUGUUGUUUUUUAUAUGUACCCCAAAGCUAGGAUUAAAUUAUAUCACUGUUAAAAUUAUAUAUGAAAAAUUAACUAACCAAUCUGUACUAGUAAAAGUAAAAAAUAGCUACAUUUAUAAAACUUUUUACUUAAACUUAUGCUUGAUCCUGCCCAGUCAUCGAUAAAAUUUGUUUACAAUAACAUAACAUUCCUCAAUUUAAAGGAUCAUUUUCUCAUGUGUAUUAUUAUAUAGUAAAACAAUCAUCUUCAAGUUAAGUCAGUGCUCUAAAUAAAAAUUUGAAUUAUGAUAGUGUACUAAAAAUAAGUUAACAUAACCUAUUUAAUUGAUUAAAUAUCUGGUUUGAUACAGUAAUUUGUACGAGUUUGGCUCAAAUUUUGUGUAGAAACGUUAAUUGAUAACCUGGCCUAAUAUUUUUCUCUUGUAAGAUAAUGAAAACCCAUCUAGAAAUCAAAAGAUAACCUGUGUUGUAAAACUAUAUCUCACCAUAGCUCAUUUAAGUGCCAUAAACAUUUUCUACAAAAUAUAACUCCUAACAAAUAAUAAAGCAAUGUUUUAAGUAAAUUGGUCAUCUUGAUAAGUAAUUGAUCAACUUGUGUGGGGAUAUUUUGGCCAAACGUUGAAAUGUUGAAAUAUAAUAAAUUAUAAUAAUUACUUGGUAGCUGAACAUUAAAAGUAAUAAGUAGUUUUAUUUUAACUAAUUUUUGUUAUAAUUAGUUGCAUUUAUUGAUUCGAGCAAAGUCAGACUACAGAAUGUCAAAAAGUUAUUUAGUAUUCAAACAUUGUGUAGAAUUAUUUAAGCAAAGGCAUUGUAGCCCGGUGAAUAGCUCAAUCUAUAUAACCGGUUAUUGUGGAUUGUGUAUAUUUAAUUUAUUUUAAUUUGGAAAGAAAAUUACAUAUACCUUUAAAUUUUAAUAAUUACAAAGUCCUUUAAAAAUUGGUAGACAUAUUUUAAAUAAAACAUUUAGUGAUGUAAUACCUUAAGUUUAAACACUUGUUGAAUUACACUCGAGUUUUGUGAUUCUUGAAUUAUUCUGAACACAUGUUAGUGGGUUUAAAUGUUAUACAAUAUGGACGAACAUUGUUUGCAUAUCUUUUUAGUUGAUUCCUUAAUUGAGGACAGGGUAUUUACUAACUUUUUACUGUGUGUAGUAAGUGUUACUGUGAAGUGUAGAAUUAAUGUAUAGAAAGACGAGCUUUCGAGUGGGGUUUAUACUGGUGAGGAAAAAGCUGUACAGUAUCAAAUUUGUAACAAAGUAUUUUACAAUAAUGAACGCACUUUGUUUGGAAACGUGAAUGUGUAAUCUAUAGAUUAUCUUGCGUAUUGUGAUAAAUUUAAAGUAAGUAAUCGUUUUUGUAUCAAUAAAAAUAUAUUCUUUAAAGAACAUGCAUUUAUAUAAUGUAUGAAUUUGUUUAUAUACAUUUCGUAGGUCAUUUACAAGAAAACAUUAAUUCUAUGUAGGCUUUUGUACUGUGCUUUUUUGUUUUAUCAUCUUUUUCAUUAUGUAGCCUAAUUUGUACUUUUUUGUAAAGUUAAAAAUAUAUGUACCAUGAGAAUUUUACAUCAGGAGGGCAUAAACUCCCUCUCAAUUAUUGUAAUAUUUAAUAUUCCUAUAGUUUUAAUUAUUUUUAUACACACUUUUUGUAUUUAUAUGUAAGUAUGGAUUACUUAUGAUGUGCCACAGCAUUGUGCUAAAGUCGUGUCAAGCACAACUCGUGCCGUAACCCUUUAGUCAGCUGGACCAGUCUGGCGCAGAUAGUUAUUUAUAUCCUAACCAAUUUAGUUAUUAGCUGUACUCUAUAUUUUAUUUACAGUUUUGAACACUGUACUCCUAUUUUAUUCAUGUUGUGUUAUGUUGUUAUUAUUUCAUAAGUUUAAUUAUGUAAAGUACAAUGUU